AAUGGAACAAUUCACAAUACCAAAAACCUUUAAGGCAGCCUAAUUAGUUGAAUACGGAAAAGAUCUUUAAAUUGCUGAAAUAGAAACUCCAUAGUUAUAGGAUGGGCAACUUUUAAUAAAGGUUGAAGCAGCCCCAGUCAAUCCAUCAGAUCUAUAAUUAAUUGCAGGACACUAUCCAGCAGGCAAAGUAUUACCUGCUGUCCCAGGAAUUGAGGGUUCAGGAAUUGUAGUCUAAUUAGGGUAUUUAUAUUAUGUUAUCUAUUAGACCAAAUGUAGAAAAUGUUAAAUUGGGUACUAAAGUUGCAUUCACUGCUCCCUCUAACUAUGGUAGCUAUGCCCAGUAUGCUGUCACAACUAGUUAGAAUAUAAUUCCCCUUGAUGAUGAUAUCUCCUUUGAACUAGGAGCAUCAUCAAUAGUAAACCCUGUUACUGUUCUACUCAUGUUAGUAGAAACAUAGGAAUUAGGAGCUAAGGCUAUAGUCCAUACUGCUGCUGGUUCAGCCUUAGGAAGAAUGUUAGUUAGAUAUUUCUAAGAUUCAGGAAUUGACGUCAUUAAUGUUGUACGUAGAUAAGAAUAGGCUGAUCUUCUUAAAUAAGAAGGUGCCAAAUAUGUGUUAAAUCAAACAUCUGAAACCUUUUUCCAAGAUCUAAAUGCCUUAGCUACAUAAUUGAAGUAAUAUUUAUUUUUAAUAUUUUAGUGCCACUGUCUUUUUUGAUGCUAUUGGAGGAAGUUUGACAGGAUAGAUACUCACUUAAUUACCAAAUAAAUCAACAGCCCUUGUUUAUGGAUUGUUAUCAGGAUAACCUAUAAGUGAUGUCACUGCAAAUGAUUUGCUUUUUAAGAGUAAAACUGUAAAGGGAUUUUGGCUUGCAACUUCAGUACACAAAUAUAAUCCUUUUGCUGAUGUCAAUGCAUAAAAGAAGUUAAAUGAAUUACUCAAAACUACAUUAAAGACAGAAUAUGCUAAUUAAUAUCCACUUGACAAAAUUGUUGAAGGAAUAGAAUAUUAUAAAGUAAAUCAAACUUCAAGAAAGAUAUUGAUUAGACCAAAUUAAUGAA
This is a messenger RNA of Paramecium pentaurelia, 1060 nucleotides long. The record is from the annotation of a GenBank genome assembly. NCBI's taxonomy places the organism in Eukaryota, Ciliophora, Oligohymenophorea, Peniculida, Parameciidae.